Molecule: messenger RNA, 6699 nt
Organism: Chlorella variabilis
Lineage: Eukaryota; Viridiplantae; Chlorophyta; Trebouxiophyceae; Chlorellales; Chlorellaceae
Exons: 38
Coding region: 1-6699 (2232 amino acids)
Biological process (GO): RNA processing
Molecular function (GO): protein binding; ribonuclease III activity; RNA binding
Source: RefSeq, a predicted model, not a curated record
AUGUCGCAGCCAGGCGCCGCCGAGGCGCCACCAGAGCCGGCGGACGCUCCGCUGCCGCCGCCGCCGCAGACGGGGGCGGCCGCUGCGGCUGGCGCUCCAGAGCCUGCCAGCAAGCCUGCCGCCACCCAGGCCCGUAUCUACCAGCUGGAGCUUCUGGAGCUGGCCAAGAAGCGGAACGUCAUUGCUUUCCUGGACACCGGCGCUGGCAAGACGUUUGUUUCGGUGCUGCUCAUCCGCCACCGCAUGGCGGAGCAGCGGCGGCUGGCGGCACAGGCGGCGGCCGCGCGGCACCACCCACGCGCCGCCACGCCCGCUCCUGCGCCCGCCGCCGACGCCGGCCCCAGCGCCGCCGGCGAAGCCCCCGCCGCCGCUCCUGCCACCCCUGCCGCGGCUGGCGCGACACGCAACGGCAGCCGCGUGGACGAGGCCAGCGGCGUGCACGGCAGCGUGCACGGCGGCGACAGCGGCGGCACAGGUAGCCCUCCCCACAGGGAGCACCGCGUGGCAAUUUUCCUGGCACCCAAGGUCGCGCUGGUGGUGCAGCAGGCGGAGGUGCUGCGGGCCCACCUGGGCGCGGACCAAGUGGCGCACUUUGUGGGCGAGAUGGGGGUGGAUCUGUUUGAGAAGGAGAGGUGGCACGCCGCCUUUGCGGACCACGAUGUGCUGGCCAUGACCCCCCAGAUCCUGCUCAACCUGCUGAGCCACGGCAUCAUCAAGGCGAGCCUGAGGCCGCGGCAGCACCCCUCCGGCCAGCUGCUGCGCCUGGCCAAGCAGAGCGCACAGCGUGCUUUGGCAGCUGCGUUGACUCAAGAGUCGCACGCCCCACCUGUUUCAUCAGAGGUGCAGCUGGCCGCGCCGCGCCUCGGCCCCUCACCCCGCCUGCCGCUGCCGCCGGCGACGCGCCCGCAGAUGAGCCAGGUGCACCUGCUGGUGUUUGAUGAGUGCCACCACUGCAAGUCCAAGCACCCUUUCAACAGAAUCAUGCAGCAGUUCUACCACAGCCACGAGGCACUGCUGGCGCCGCGGCCCCACGUCUUUGGCAUGACGGCGGCGCCGGCCAACGUCGGCCGCCGCGAGACGCAGGAGGACAUGGAGGCCAAGAUUCGGGUUCUGGAGGCCAACCUGGAUGCGCGGGUGGUCACCGUGGUCAACCGCGCUUCGGUGGAGGAGGUGGCGCGGCCCCCCACCCUGCGCGUGGCCGCCUACCGCCCCAGCUGGUGGGAGGGGACGCCAGUGGCGGUGACGCAGCGCCUGCUGCUGCGGGCGCGCCGCCGCCUGCAGUGCGCGGGAGAGAACUUUGAGCUGCAGUGGCUGCGCUCGCUGCAGCGCCAGCUGGGGUGCGAGGGCCUGGAGCCCUCAGCCCACUGCAUCUUCUUCGACCCGCUGGUGCCUGGGUUCACGGCCGCCAGGCUGGACCAGAUGCUGAGCAGCGUGGAGCACGUGCUGCAGACGCUGGGGCCGUACUGCGCUGCCCUGUGCGCCGCCGAGGUCUUUGCGUCCCUGGUGCAGCCCCCCGCCAGCACCAGUGGCACCGCCUACUGCUACGCUCAGCUGCGCAAGCGACGCGGCGGCGGUCAGGGGGCAGCCGAGGCAGCAGCAGAGGAUGAGGGGCCGGCGGCAGCGGGGGAGGAGGGGGAGGGGCAGCGGGCGGGGCCGUCCACGCCUGCCAACGCCGCCAUGCAGCUGUCAGAGGAGGUGGCGGCGCUGCGCGAGGCGGCCCUGGUGGACCAUGUGCUGGCCAACAGUUUCGACCUGGCUGAGGUGGAGAGCGAGCAGGCGGCGGCCCACCACUCUGUGAUGGAUGUGCUGGAGGCGUUUGCCGGCCUGUUUGGCCAGCACCCCUUCCUGCCCCCCGCCACUGCGCCUGGUAAGCCAGCCGGCCACGAGUCAAGGGCUGCGCCAGCCACGGGCUCAUGGCAGCCAGGUGAUGGUCAGCACGAGGCUGGCGGCCAGCACCAGGAGCAGCAGCAGGGCGAGCAGGGCGAGCAGGCGCCAGGGGAGCAGGCGCAGCAGGAUCUGCCUGAGCUGCUGGCUGAUGUGCGGGCCAGGGUGGCCGCGGGGCAGCUGCUGGGGGCGCAGCCGCUGCUUGCCAUGCGGGCCAUGCUGCGCGGCGUCAGCGCCCAGCACCUGCAGCGAGACGUGGAGCGCCAGCUGCCGGCUCAGCAGGCGGUGGCCGCCGCAGCAGCCGCUGCAGCAGCAGCAGCAGCCGCUGCUGCUGCCGUCAAGGCCUCUGCCGCUGCCGCUGGCGGGAAUGACGCAAUCAUCUUGGCGGGGGCUUGUGAGGAGGGUGGCUGCCUGGAGGAGCAGCUGCUGGCAGCCACUGCCCUGGCCGACAGCAGCAUGCCUCACUUCCACCUCGUCUCUCCCAAGAUGGCGGCACUGGCGGGGCAGCUGAUGCGGUACCGCGGCGCCGCCGCCGCGCUGGCCCCCGGCCCCGGCUGGUGCGGCAUCGUGUUUGUGACACAGCGCAUGGCGGCCUGGGCACUGCACAAGAUGCUCAGCACCCUGCCCGCCACCCGAGGCGUCUUCCGCACCUCAGCCAUCAUGGGGCUGGGGCCCCGCGAGCAGUCGCGCAUCCUGCGGCGCUUCAGGGCGGGGGAGCUCAACCUGCUCGUCUCCACCUCAGUGGCUGAGGAGGGGAUCGACGUCAAGUCCUGCCAGCUGGUGGUGCGGUACGACCUGCCCAACAACGCGCAGAGCUACAUCCAGUCGCGCGGGCGGGCGCGCAUGAUCAACUCGGAGCUGCUGAUGAUGGUGCAGGAGGGGGUGGAGGAGGAGCACAGGAUGGUGCGCCACAUGGUGGAGUAUGAGCACCAGCUGAGGCAGGAGGUGCUGCUCAACAUCGAGCGCCUGCAGGCGGGUGCCAUCGACGACGACGCUGACGUGGCGGCCGAGGCGGCCGAGCUUCAGGCGGCGCUGGCCCACGCCCCCGUGUACGAGGUUGAGUCCACCGGCGCCCGAGCAACGCUGGAGAACGCGCAGGCACGCCCCCACACCUGUGCCCAGGCCGCCAGCCGCCCGGCGCAGCGCCGCUGCUCCUGCUGCCGCACUGCGGUGCAGGAGGGGCCCCUGGCGUUGCUGCACACUUACACCAGCAAGCUGCCCUCAGACCAGUACACCGUGCUGAGGCCGCUCUUCCGCACAGAGCAGCUGGACCAGCGCGUCUUCAGGACGCGCGUCUUCCUGCCCAACAACUCCCCCCUGCCCUGGGCAGACGGCCUGGGCGCCCUCAACGACUUCCUGCUGCCUGCUGUGCUGGAUGAGGCCAAGCGCGCCGCACACACGCCGCGCGCCGCCAAGGGCCCCAGGGAGGGCCAGGCCGCCGGGCACAAGCGGCUGGCGGAGCCGGGCUCGCUGCGCGGCCUGCUGGCCCAGGACCGAGCCACCCUGCACUGCUACCGCUGGGAGGCCCGCGGGGCCUGCGGGGCCUGCCCGGCAGCAGAGGGCGCUGCCGCCGACCCCCAGCUGCGCCAGCUGCUGAGCUCUCUGGAGCUGCUGGGCUUGCUGCUGCCGCAGCCGCUGCCCAACCAGCUGCCCGCCUUCACGCUCACUGCCCCCGCCCCGCCAGCGGCUGCCGCCGACCCCGCUGCCGCCGACGCUGCUUGCGUGCCCCCCUGUGGCACUGCCGCCGCCGGCCACCCCCGGGCCGAGCCCGGCGACGGCAGCGCCACUGGUACGAGCGGCGCCAGCAGCGUCGGCGCCAGCAUCCAGGUGCGGCUGGUGCCAGCUGGCACCGCUGAGCUGGCGCCCGAUCAGCUGCAGCUGCUGCUGGCCUGUGGUAGUGCCCUGCUGGCUCAGAUGCUGUCGCGAGGCAGCUACAGCGGCGCGGCGGCCGCCCUCAUCGCCGCCACACUCCCGACGGGCCCCAGGCCUGCCGGUACUGCCGCCGGUGCUGCUGCCCCCACGGGCGUUGACGGCACCCCGGCAGCAGCCGCCACAGCAGCCGCCAGCACAGCAGCUGCCCAGGAGCAGCCGCCCAUCAGCACUCCAGUUUCUGUCGCCGUCCCAGCCGAAGGCAGCAGCGAGGCGGCCAGCGGCAGCAUGGAAACCCCAAGGGAGGCGGCAGCGGCAGACAGGCCAGUGCCGAUGGAUGCAGAGGUGGCGGCGUCCCCAGAGGAUGCCGAGGCGGCGGCAGCUGCCGAGCAGCUGGCCCACCGCGCCGUGCACAGCGUGCUGCUGCUCCACGACGGGCGCGGCCUGCCGCGGCGUAAUCGCCACCGCGCGGGCGGCGCCGCCGCCAAGCUGGCGGCCGGCGCCGCUGCGGCGGGCGAUGCCGGUUUCUUGAUCGUUCCGCUGCUGGGGCACGUGCCAGGCAUGGAGCAGGCCGGGGAGGGCAGGCAGGAGCAGGGCGGCAAGGUGGAGGCUGGCAGCAGCCGUGGCGAGGCCUCCUCGCAAGGCAGGGCCGUCGGCGGUGCCAGACGCGGCGAUGCUGCUGCGGGUGUUGACUGGGGGGCGGUGCGCAGCAUCGCCGCCACGGCUGCUUUCAAGGGCACGCUGCUGGAGUGGCUGAGGCAGCAGGUGCAGGAGCAGGUGCAGGAGCAGGCGCAGGAGCAGGGAGGGCAGGCGGCAGGCAGCAGCAGCUGCAGCGGAGCCGCCAUGCGCAAGGCGCUCGCAGGGCGAGUGCUGGUGGCCACCCACAACAACGCCGCCUACCUCUACAGGCAAGCCUGGCGCUGUGCGAGCACCUUUGAGCGCAGGGAGCCCGAGUACGUGCAGGCCAAGCGUGCCAGGAAGGAACACAAGGCUGCGGCGGCCGCCGCUGCUGGGACGGGUGCAGGCGUGCAGCCCGAGGAGGGGGAGGCAGCCGCAGCCGCAGCCCAGGCGCCUGCCGCGGCCGAGGCGGCAGAUGCGUGCAUGCCGGAUGCCGCCCCCGCCGAGCCCGGUGCAGCCACCGCCGGGCCGGCGGCGGAGCCGGCCCCCGAGCAGCCGGCGCUGGUCAGCUAUGCUGCCUACUAUGCGGAGCGGUGGGGCCAGCGGGAGCUGGAUGAGGGGCAGCCGCUGCUGGCGGCGGCGCGCGUGUCGCGGCAGCAGCUGGCGCGCGGGCUGGACAUGCGGCGCGCCCGCAAGCGAGGCUGCGCGCUGCAGCUGGAGGCGGAGGAGGAGGUGCGCCUGCUGCCCCAGCUGUGCAUCGUGCACCCGGUGCCGGCGGCGCUGUGGCGCCCGCUGGGCACGCUGCCCGCGCUGAUGUGGCAGCUGGAGGGCGCCCUGCUGGCAGACCAGCUGCUGGAGCAGAUGCUGCCUGCAGACCUGCCCCCCGAGAAGGCGCCUCCCCUGGAGCUCCUGCGCACCACGCGCCUGGAGACCCUGGGCGACGCCUUUCUCAAGUUUGCCGUGUCCGCCCAGCUCUUCUCGGCGCAUCGCCAGUACCACGAGGGCCAGCUCACCAAGCGCAAGGAGCUGGUGGUGGCCAACAUACACCUGGCGGAGGCGGCCGUCAAGCUGGGCCUGGACCGCCGCCUGCGCGUGCUGCCCUUCUCCAUGCACAACUGGGCCUCCCCCGAGGCCGUCAGGAAGAGCAGCAAGGUGCUGGCUGAUGCAAUGGAGGCGCUUCUGGGCGCCUUCCUGGUGGCUGGAGGAUACCCCGCAGCGCUGGCCUUCCUGCAGGCCAGUGCCGGCCGCCGCGGCCGCCGCCUGCGCCUGCCGCGAGCGGCAGCGCCGGGCUGGGGCCUCUGCUCCCAGCCAUACUCGCAACACCUGGGCCUGCUCAAGGGCUGGGUGCCCAUCAGCGCAGAGGCGUGCAUCCCGCCGGAGAGCCCCGAGCUGGAGUGCGAUGUGGGGGCCAUCGAGGCGGUACUGGGGCACACCUUUGCCAGCAAGUGGCUGGUGGUGGAGGCGCUGACGCACUGCAGCUGGCCGGGGUCCGGCGUGCGCUGCUUCCAGCGCCUCGAGUUUUUGGGGGACGCGGUACUGGACGCCCUGAUGCACGACAUGCGCAGCGUGGCGGUCAACGCCUCGCGCCUCGCCUACGCAGGCAAGCCUGGUCUGGACUUUGUGGAGGAGUGGCGGGACAGGCUGCGGGAGGCGCUGGAGGCGCAGGAGCAGCAGGCCUGCCCCGCCUCCCCCGCUGGCGGCACCGCUGGCGCGGCCGCGGGCGACGCCGACGCUGCUGCCAGCAAGGAGGCGCUGCGGGCUGCGGAGCUGUCUGUCAUGACUCAGUUUGCGUUUGGCUUCCAAACCAUACAGGCCCCCAAGGCAAGCGGCCGCGACCAGCCACCUAGCCCUGCGCUGCACUGCCUGCAAACUGUGCUGAGCGAUGUGGUGGAGUCGCUGAUCGGCGCCGUGUUUGUCGACACGGGCGGCGACAUGGGCAGGGUGUGGGAGGUGACGCAGCGGCUGCUGGACCCCAUGGUGGUGCCCGAGACGCUGCCGGUGCACCCCAUCAGGAGGCUGCAGGAGCUGGUGCAGCGGUGCGGCGUGAACCCUAAGUACGAGGAGGCGGGGCGGGAGCAGGGCGGUGCGGGGCGCGUGCACGUCAAGGUCAGCGCGCAGGGCGUGGUGCUGGGGGAGAGCGUGAUGCAGGCCACCAACUUUAGGGCCGCGUGCCGGCUGGCGGCGGAGGCGGCAGUGAAGGGAUGGGCCGACCGCUCCGCAAAGGUGCUGGAGGCCAAGGCAGCUGCUGCCGCUGCCGCUGCUGCUGUAGCAGCAGAAGCAGCGCCAGCUGCCGAGGGAACACCGGCCAGGGAUGCACCGCACAGCUGA